CAACCAAUUCUCACUGCUUUCUUUGUUCAUCGUCUCUUUCUUUUGCUCUUUCAUCUUCUUUUCAGCUUCGUUUGAAGUGUUGGAAAAAAUGGCUGAGCGUUGCAAACAAGUGCUUAAGAGUUUCGUGCAGUCCAUGUACGACGAGGGAAUAUUGGACCUCCAAUUUGCUCAGCUUCAAGCAUUGCAGGAUGAAAGCAAUCCUUCCUUUGUAACUGAUGUGAUCAAGUUGUUCAUCCAGGACGCUGGAAAGAUCAUUAUGGAAUUGAACAGAUAUCUGAGUGCACGAGUGGUUGAUUUCCAAGGGAUGUUCUCAUAUGUUCACCAGCUCAAAGGGAGCAGCUCAAGUAUUGGGGCUCAGCUCGUCAGAGACGCCUGCGAUGAACUUCGCCAAGCUUGUGAUGCCAAUUAUAAGGAGGGGUGUAUCCGGGCUCUAAACAAGAUCAAUAAUGAAUACCAGCGUUUGCGAGCUAAAUUCCACACCAUUAUUCAGCUGGAGGAAACAAUACUUUCCUAUAGUGGUCGAGGGCGGUAGAGACUGAACUGGUGUUCUUUUGCACCACCCUUUAUCAAUGAAGUACUAGAGAAUCAGGUCACUGGUUGUUUCUCUAAAGUUAUAUGCUUAGUAUGAUGUAAAUAAUUUGUUUCCAACUAUUAUGAUUUUUAAAGGAAUUAGAUGGCGUAUGUAAAUUUGGACAAAGGAAGAUGGUUUCUGU
Messenger RNA from Telopea speciosissima, 713 nucleotides. Its product is annotated as histidine-containing phosphotransfer protein 1-like. The record is from RefSeq and is a predicted model, not a curated record. Gene Ontology annotation, cellular component: cytoplasm; nucleus. NCBI's taxonomy places the organism in Eukaryota, Viridiplantae, Streptophyta, Magnoliopsida, Proteales, Proteaceae. The coding region runs from base 89 to 532 and encodes 147 amino acids. Gene Ontology annotation, molecular function: histidine phosphotransfer kinase activity; protein histidine kinase binding. Gene Ontology annotation, biological process: phosphorelay signal transduction system; phosphorylation; cytokinin-activated signaling pathway. The transcript has 6 exons.